GAAGUGAAGCCUCGUUUCCCGGGCCGGGUCAGCCUCUCCCUCCCGGCCGCUGCUGCUCCUGUCCGGGCCUGGAGCUCGCUCCGCGGCGGCGGGGAGCCGAGAAGACGGGCCCUCCAUGUGGACCUGGACCACAUAGAGCCAGCCAGAAAAGAAAGGAGGGAGAGAAGCCUGGAUGUUUUACAGAGCUGACAAGGAUAAUAGGGGCUAUAACUGCGAUUCGGGGUGAACUCACUCAACUGCCAGGCAGUCAUGCAACUGACAGGCUCGAUGUGCGGUCAGGAAACGGACACAAUCCCAAAACAUUCAGUCCAUCUAGUUAUCUGGAUGAGCUCAAGUCUAGACAGCAAACAUCCACUCACAUGUGCAGCCACAGUCUGCGAGACUUUGUUGCCGGAAGCAAACUCCAUACACUUCCGUUGCAUCGCGUUGCUAUGCAACAAGAAGUGGGGCAGACUCGGAGAUUGAACGCUGUAAACAAAGAAAUGUCGUCCAAUUACUCGGCAAACCAGUAUGACGGAGCCUUCAACCCGCAGAAGCUGCAGAACUGGGGUGGACUAAACACUUCAAAGAGGCCAACAGCACGGGUGGGCCAUACCUCCUUCAUUGCUGACGACAGAGGGCAUCUACUCCCAGGAAAGGUGAAGAGGGGCAGUUCAUGGUCAGACUUUGUGGGGACCUGGGAUCUACCUGCUCGUACCCCAUCACAACACAUCAACGCCACUUCUCGCUCUCAGGAGGGUCUCAAAAGGCUUAAGUCAUGGGGGAUUCACCCACAGCAAAGCAGCGGGCCUCUGCCACACAGAGGCAGCAGAAGCACAGAUAAACUGCCCGAUGUUGGCGAGGAGACCAGUGGGGGUGUACAGCAGGACGGUGCUGCUCAAACUCUGCAGCUGAAGCCCGAGCGUCUUCUCAGAACAGCCCCUCCUUCACUGGGAGCGACAGAGCUGCCAGCCAGGGCAAUGAUUCACAAGCAAGAGUGGCCGGAUCGCCAGAUGAACGAGCUGCUCUUGCUGCAGCGAAGAACAAGCCACUGAGCCAGCGCUCUGCAGAGGCUUUGACGCCUGGAGUUGGCAAAGGAACAGCACACCAUCAUCCUCCAGUCAGAAACAAGGACAUACAACAACACUAGUAAACAUCAUUGAGUUCUUAGUAUGUUGAGAAAACACCUAAAAUAAUAAAAGCAUUUUAAAAAUGACAAUUUUGAAUAGCUGGAUUUAAACAACUUUGCUUUCGGGACAAAUCAAUAUGAUGUCACUUAUUCCAGUCUAAAAUGUCACAUUGUUCAGUAUAACGAGUUCCAGCCUCUCAGAGGAAAUGCAGGGUAACAAAAGGUAUUGUUGUCUAUAAUGGAUGUACAAAGACUCACAGUACGGCAGCUGCCACUUUAUCAGGUUGGACUAGAAACACUUUGACUGUAUAUCAGUAUAUGUUAAUAGAACAUCAGGCCCUUUAUUCUCACCAAAGUGAAGAGGUGGUCUGGAGACAUGCUUCCUUUGUAUGUGAAAUAUAAGAGUUGAAACAAAAAGAUUAUUUCAGAACCUUAUGCAUCUGAAUUAUGAA
Messenger RNA from Cololabis saira (Pacific saury), 1560 nucleotides. RefSeq names its product cilia and flagella associated protein 126 (gene cfap126). The transcript has 6 exons. Gene Ontology annotation, cellular component: ciliary basal body. NCBI's taxonomy places the organism in Eukaryota, Metazoa, Chordata, Actinopteri, Beloniformes, Belonidae. The record is from RefSeq and is a predicted model, not a curated record. The coding region runs from base 360 to 1034 and encodes 224 amino acids. Gene Ontology annotation, biological process: cilium organization.